This is a messenger RNA of Cricetulus griseus (Chinese hamster), 2550 nucleotides long. Lineage: Eukaryota; Metazoa; Chordata; Mammalia; Rodentia; Cricetidae. The record is from RefSeq and is a predicted model, not a curated record.
UUCUCUGAUCUGUAUGAUAUUGUGGUUGGAGGGUGUCAGACUGGAUAAACUCUGAGGGUCCUGGAAGACCUUGGGCCAAGUCUGUAAUUCUAUCUUAAAGAAGACAAAGUGUUUGUUUAUUUGUUUGUUUGUUUGUGUGAGGGCACACAUGGGUGUUUUAGUUGUACAUGCCCAUGUGUGCACACACAUGUGGAGGCCAAAGAGCAACCUUGGGCGGUGUUCCUCUGGAACUGGCCUCCUUGGUUUUUUGUUGUUAUUGUUUUCCUUUUUUGCCCUGAAGCUUUCUUAGUAGAUUCCGCUGGCUGCCCAUUGAGCCUACUGCCUGUCUCUGUCUCCCCAGUACUGGAAUUACAGUGUGUGUGUUACCAUGCCUGGUAUUUUUACAUGGGUUCUGAGGAUUGAAUUUGGGUUUUUAUGUCUGCAAGGGAGCACUUUGCAGACUGAGCUCUCUCCCCAGCCUGAAAAAGAGAGCUUUGCCUUGGCCUAGUCACAGAACAGAGUUACUGAGCAUUUGGGAUUCUCUGCUUCGAGUUCCAGCUAUUUAUUCCAGUUGUUUACAUACAGAGAGACCAGCACACAGGACCUUGUUCCGUAUUCUAGACUUCGAACUGCCCUGUCUUGACCCUGCUUCUUGGCCACCCCUCUUCCUUUGAGAACCCUUGAGCUUACUCACUUGGGGCUAUGCUGACAUCUCAGGCUUUACUGAUGCCUAGAAAAGCAGGAAUGAGGGUCCUAGUCUGUGGAAUUGGUGAGUGGAGGUGGGACCUCAGAGGGAAGCCCCACCUGCCCAGGGGAAGAACAUCUCUUUCCUCCUGGGACACUUUUGAAAUAGUUUGGCUGUCAUGGCUGAGGUACUUCAACUGUCUGAAGGUGACUGAGGCCUCUACUUCCUAGUCUGGGGCAGUCCCACCCCUCUCAGCUGCACUCACUUGUUGGCCAACUGGAAUCUACCUUCCACAUCUCUAACAACAUUUGAUAAAGGAUCCUGUGCACUGUGGCCUUUCCCAGAACCUGAUAGUUUACAGUAGCUGCUGGGGCACCUUAGAAACUUCUGCUUUCAACAUGAACAUGCCUGUGUCCGUCCUCCAGGGCGGGGCUGGAGACUCAACUCUUCCUGAACUAGCUAGCAGUUGCCUGGAAGUUAAAACGAUGUGGACAGACUGAUCUUUUUUGGGGGGCAGACAUUAACUGAUCUUUAGGUUUCCAGGCAAGACACUGUGGAAGACACCUACCAGUAGACAAAAUGCAAAUGAAGAUGACAUAUAUUGACCUAUCAAAUUGGCAGAGCAACCAACAAAUGCAUGGAAAGACAGCGCCUCUGAAGAGCUCCGUGCCCUGCACGGAGAAACCAGAAAAGGUCCAGAAGGCCCCAGACGACAGUAGUCUACACUGGUCAGAAGGCUCGAAGAGUGAAGAGAUAAAAAAGUAUGGCCGGGAAGGGACACUGCUGAGCAAAUACAACCAGCAGUACCACAAGCUGUUUAAAGACAUCCCCUUGGAGGAGAUGGUUCUCAAAGUGUGUUCCUGUGCCCUCCAAAGAGACCUUCUUCUGCAUGGCCGGCUCUAUAUCUCUCCCAACUGGCUCUGCUUCCAUGCCAGCCUCUUUGGCAAGGACAUCAAGGUGGUCAUUCCUGUGGUGUCUGUACAGUUGAUCAAAAAACACAAGAUGGCACGGCUCCUUCCCAAUGGACUGGCCAUCACCACAAACACCAGCCAGAAGUAUGUCUUUGUGUCUCUGCUCUCCCGGGACAGUGUAUAUGAUAUGCUGAGGAGGGUCUGCACUCACCUACAGCCUUCCAGCAAGAAGAGUCUAAGUGUAAGGAAAUUCCCCGAGGAAGCUGAGUGCGAGUCUCCAGUGAUUGCUGACGCUGAGAGCAAGGGCCUGAGGGAAGUCCUUAUUCCUGAGAUGAAGUGGAGAAAAGUGUGCCCAGCCUCCACAUCACUGUCACUCCCAGACAACAUCUCUUGUGUCUCUCGGAUACCCACAGAUUCCACAGAUAGCUGCUUUCCCUCCAGGAAACCUUCAGGGUCUGAGACCGCCUGUGACGCAGAUGUGUUGGAGGAAGAGCCCAUGAUGGACCAGGAAUUGAGGCUGUGGGAUUCCCGGCUCCUCAAAGUCAUCUUUGUGAUGAUCUGCUUCUUAGUCGUGUCCUCAUCCUAUCUGGCAUUCCGCAUCUCCCGACUGGAACAGCAAUUAUGUUCCUUGAACUGGGGUGGUCCACUCCCAGGGGACAGGUAACAGUUACUUGGCCUUCAUCCCCACACCUUAUCCAAGGAUGCUCUGGGUGCUGUCUCUACCAACGAUUCCUGAGGUUUAUACUGCAGUUGUGCUGAGAAUGAGAAUGAAGGAAAAUAAUCUAGAUCCUUCCUCCAGCCCCCUCCCCCAACACUUCUUCCCUCAAUGAGUGAUCUGAAGUACCUGUUUACAGAUUAACUGACUCCUACAUUUUUGGACUCAAACAAAACGUUAGAUCUUUUGUUUUUUUAAUCAGAUGAGGAGUUCUGUACACUAAGCUUCAGCAACCACUUAAAUGAUAGAAAACAUAUUAA